This is a messenger RNA of Lactuca virosa, 213 nucleotides long. NCBI's taxonomy places the organism in Eukaryota, Viridiplantae, Streptophyta, Magnoliopsida, Asterales, Asteraceae. The record is from the annotation of a GenBank genome assembly.
AUGUAUGGUUCUGAAACGUCAAAAAGAUCCGACUCUGAUUACAUUGCGUCGGAUACUCGUGUCAGGAUCAACCUCAACGAUGAUGAUAUCGUUGAGAUUUCACCACCUUCUCGUCCAAUAGGAAGGGACAAAGCCAGACGCAAGGGCAAAGGACGAUCAACCAUUUGGGGUUUCGAUUAUUACACUUUUCUUCAUUGCUUCUAUACAGAUUGA